ACGUUCCACUUCCCUGCAACCCCACUCUAGCCCAUAUUCAGUCACCGCCACAACCAGUCUUCACUGCAAUUUUUUCGUGCGCUCGGUGUUGACGCGUAGAUUUUUGAUCUUAACAUUUAAUUGUGAAAAAUGGGAAAAAUUUCAAAACAAGUGUCGAUCAAACAAAAGAAAAGAAAGCUAAAGAAGUUACUUGAAUUAUUGGACAGCUCAAGUUCGUCCGAAAGUUUUUCAAAUGAGGAACCAGGGACGGACUCGGAUUCGGAUGCGCCAUUAAUAAAUUUGGUGACACCGACUUCCGCAGUAACAGCUGGUUUGGCUAAUGAAGGUGCGCAAGAUAUUUUAGCCUUAUUAAGCAACCAAUCAUCAGUUACUAAAGGUCCUGAGAUUAAUUCUGAUGUAGCUGCUCUUCUCUCAGGUUUUCUUACUAAAGGAAUUGAUAAAGAAAAUCGUAAUGCAACCAUAGAUUCUUAUCCAUGUAUUGCUAACUGCCCAGCACUUCAACCACCUAUAAUUAAUCCAGAAAUAAAAUCUUGCUUGGAUGCAAACGCAUUAAAACAGGAUAAUUUCCUAAGAAAGUUACAAUCCCAGUUGGCAGCUGGUAUAAGCGCGAUAGCGAUUCCGCUUGACCAACAAUAUGAAGUAGACAAGAAAACCGAAACUGAAGAGGCAAAGAAAGAAUUAGAAAAAAAAUGUGAUCCUGUUAAAAUAUUUUCGGAUGUUUUCCACGCCCUGUCUUUACAUCGACGUCAUGGUAUUGUUCCUUUUUUGGACAUUGGGGUGAAGAAAAUUCUGGAUGAUUGCCCGAUAGACGAAUUUUUGUUUGGAAAAUCUUUCCCGGACCAAUUAAAAAGCUCUAAUGAAGCCCAACGUUUGGGUUCCAGUAUAAGGAAGAAAGCUAGGGUUCCACAAUAUACUACUUCCAAAUCUCCGGUUGUACAAAAAACCAAUCAACCUAAAGCCGGUCCUUCAGGUAUAUCAACAUCUUUAAACUAUCGGCGCUCACAGCGCCGGACUCGUUUCAAAAAGGAGGAGGGGAGCGGAACCCACCAUUCCAGGAGAGCAUAUCCUCCACGUUAAGAGAAGAACCAGAUCAGUUAUUAACUAGCCAGGUAAAUAAGAAAUACGCGGGCCGUCUUUCUAAAUAUUUAGAAAAAUGGGCUCUUAUCACUAAUGAUUAUGCUGUUCCCUCUUGGGUUUCUGGAUAUAAGAUUCCAUUUAGGAAGAAACCAGUGCAAACUUAUUUACCAAAAUCAAGUUUUACAUUAACAGAGGCAUCUAAAUUGGAAGAUGUUAUUACUCAAUUGUUACAGAUAGGAGCAGUGUCAAAGACUUAUCCAAGAUCUAGUCAGUUUUUUUGAUUAAUUUUCUUGGUUCCAAAACCCGAGGGUUCCUAUAGAUUUAUAUUAAAUCUCAAAGCUUUGAACCGUUUUCUACGACCUCCUUAUUUUAAACUAGAGGGUCAUAGGACAGUCUUUAAAUUAUUAUAUCCAAAUUGUUUCUUUACAUCACUUGACAUUAAAGAUGCAUAUUUUUUGAUUUCAGUGAACAAAAGAUUUAGAAAAUAUUUGUCCUUUGAUUUUAAAGGUUCAUAUUAUCAAUUUAACUGUUUGCCGUUUGGUCUUUGCACAGCGCCAUUUGUGUUUACAAAGAUCAUGAAACCUGUAGUAAAAUUCUUAAGGUCUAAUGGCAUUGUAUUUGUUAUUUAUCUAGAUGACAUUCUCAUUAUUAGUAAAACUUUUGAGACAGCUUGUAAAGACUGCCAAGCUACAAAAGAUCUUCUGGAAUCCUUAGGUUUUUUACUUAAUUUCAAGAAAAGUAAUUUAGUUCCUUCUCAGACAUGUACAUUUCUGGGCUUUGCAUAUAACUCCAUAUCAUUUAAGGUACUUUUACCCAUCGAGAAGGCAACUCUUAUUCAGGCACAAAUUUUAAAACUUUUAACGAAGGACAAAUGCUCUAUUUUAACUCUGGCUCAACUUAUAGGUAAAUUUGUAGCAGCUUGUCCUGCUGUUAAAUAUGGUUGGGUUCAUUUAAAAAUUUUAGAGCGUAAAAAGUAUUUAGCAUUACGCUCUAAUAGACAUAAUUAUCAGUCAACUUUAUUACUUUCAGACUGUAUAAAAUCUGAAUUACAAUGGUGGCAUCAAACCUUAACUCAUAAUUAUGGUACACAUAUAGUGACAAAUACAGUGUUUGCCCUUGAGAUUUUUACAGAUGCUUCUCUAACGGGUUGGGGGUGCUCAUUGUCUAAGUAAAGUUACACAUGGUUUUUGGCACACAUGUGACAGAGUAAAACAUAUUAAUUAUUUGGAAUUGCUAGCAGCUUUUAACGCACUUCGUUCGUUUGCUUCAGAUUUAUCAAAUUGUUCCAUUCUACUUAGAGUAGAUAAUGUGACAGCCAUAGCCUGUAUAAAUCGUAUGGGUAGUGUAAGGUUUAAAAAUCUUAAUUAUAUCACAAGACAAAUUUGGCUGUGGUCUGAAACUAGAAAUAUUUUCCUAGUUGCCUCAUAUGUUAAUACUAAAGAUAAUGUCCAUGCAGAUAAGGAAUCUCGAUCGACUUCAAUUAAUACGGAAUAUGAAUUAUCAAAUCAUGCUUUUCAAAAGAUAUGUCAGUAUUUUGGUAAACCUACUAUUGACCUAUUGGCAUCACAAUUAAAUGCAAAGUGUACUAGAUAUAUCUCAUGGAAACCAGAUCCUAGUUCUAUCACUGUAGAUGCUUUCACUGUUUCGUGGGAAGGUCAAUUUUUCUAUGCCUUCCAACCAUUUAGCCUUGUAUUAAAAUGCUUACAAAAGAUCAUUGCUGAAGGAGCCCAGGGAAUAGUAGUAGUUCCUCGCUGGAAUACCCAGCCAUGGUACUCUACCUUUCGUAAACUUCUUGUAACAAAACCUUUAGUUUUCACACCAGAUCAAAGUUUACUUUCUUCACCUUUCAGAGACUGUCACCCACUUCGGCAGACCCUUUCCCUGGAGGUUGGAAUUUUAUCCGGGAGGCUUUUCACAGACGAGGUGUCCCAGCAAUAGGACUUCAGGCUAUUAAAUAUUCAAUCAGCACAUCUACUUUAAAGCAGUAUACUGCAUACUUAAGGAAAUGGUGGGAUUUUUGCAGCACAAAAAACCAUAAUCCUUUUCAA
Molecule: messenger RNA, 3125 nt
Organism: Anthonomus grandis grandis
Lineage: Eukaryota; Metazoa; Arthropoda; Insecta; Coleoptera; Curculionidae
Exons: 2
Coding region: 130-1077 (315 amino acids)
Source: RefSeq, a predicted model, not a curated record